AUGCGCGCGUCACUCCUCCUAUGCUCCUGCCUUGCCGUGUUGGCGGCCCUGGUCGCUGCGGACGGCGCCGAUUACUCCGUGGACUACAGCAGCCGCAGCCUGCUCGGGGCCAGCGGCUGCGCCCAAGACGCGGCAGCGAAAGCCGUCACCACCCUGCAGAAGACCGUCGACAAAUUUGGCACCGACCUGAACAGGGUCGGCGCGGUCGUGGACGAGGCGCGCGCCGCCUACACAGACCCCUCCGGCUACAUCCGCAACGCCAUCAUCAGAAGCAACCCGGCUGUGAUGAUAACGCAGGCGCUGGCAAGGGAGCUGGAUGUGAAGAACAUCUGCGACACCGACGAGAGGAAGGCCGCGUUCAGCGCCGGCGGCUGGAGGGGCUACUACGGCAAGCGCCUGUGGGACUCCCGCAGCGUCGCGCUGCUGGUGGGCUCGGUGAUCCCGGCCACGUCCGCGGCGGCCGUCAGCGAGAUUCUAUCUGAGAUGAAGAGCCAGUACUCCACGGCGAUGAGCCUGCUGGACAAGGCCGUAGAGGAUGCGAAUGUGCACGGGCAUCCACUGAAGCGCAAAUAA
This is a messenger RNA of Monoraphidium neglectum, 573 nucleotides long. RefSeq lists its product as hypothetical. Lineage: Eukaryota; Viridiplantae; Chlorophyta; Chlorophyceae; Sphaeropleales; Selenastraceae. The transcript is spliced from 4 exons. The record is from RefSeq and is a predicted model, not a curated record. The coding region runs from base 1 to 573 and encodes 190 amino acids.